GCAACCAGACUUCCAGCAUGGCAUUGUCACCAGCCCCCUUUGCAUGGUGAUGCGAUUAAGGUAGCAGCUUUUUUUUAUUAUUUAGGAAAAGCAGCUGGGGGAUCAUCAGUUCUAAGGCUUUGUCUUUCCUGGGUUAACUGAUGGUCCCGAGCCCGGUUUGACCUGACCACGAUGCUUAGUACUGGCACUUUUUGUUUUUUCUCAGCAAACUAUACAAACCCAAAUCUCUUUCUGAUUUUCAAGGAAACUAGAUUCCUGCCAGGUUUUGAAUCUGGACAAUAGACAGAUACUUUGUCCUAGCUUCUUUCUGGAAUCAUUUCGGGGAUAUUUUCCACAAGAUCACAGAAACAGGAAUGAACCGGCAGCUAGUGAACAUUUUGACAACCUUGUUUGCAUUUUUCUUAGAGACAAACCACUUCAGGGCAGCUUUCUGCAAAGACCAUGACUCCAGGUCUGGAAAACAACCUUCGCAGACCCUAUCUCCUUCAGAUUUCUUGGACAAAUUAAUGGGAAGGACAUCAGGAUAUGAUGCAAGAAUCAGACCAAAUUUUAAAGGGCCUCCUGUAAAUGUUACCUGCAACAUAUUUAUCAACAGCUUUGGGUCAGUAGCAGAAACUACAAUGGAUUACCGAGUGAACAUUUUUCUGAGACAACAGUGGAAUGAUUCACGUUUGGCAUAUAGUGAGUACCCUGAUGAUUCCCUGGACUUGGAUCCAUCGAUGCUGGAUUCCAUUUGGAAACCAGAUUUGUUCUUUGCCAAUGAGAAGGGUGCCAAUUUCCACGAUGUUACCACUGACAACAAAUUGCUUCGGAUUUCAAAAAAUGGCAAAGUGCUUUACAGUAUCAGGCUCACUUUGACCUUAUCCUGUCCCAUGGACUUGAAGAAUUUUCCAAUGGAUGUCCAGACAUGUACAAUGCAGCUGGAGAGUUUUGGAUACACAAUGAAUGACCUGAUAUUUGAGUGGUUAAGUGAUGGUCCAGUACAAGUUGCUGAAGGAUUGACCCUUCCUCAGUUUAUUUUAAAAGAAGAGAAGGAACUCGGCUACUGCACAAAACACUACAACACUGGAAAGUUUACCUGUAUUGAGGUUAAGUUUCACUUGGAACGCCAGAUGGGAUAUUAUUUGAUCCAGAUGUACAUCCCCAGUCUCUUGAUAGUCAUUUUGUCCUGGGUCUCCUUUUGGAUAAACAUGGAUGCAGCCCCUGCCAGGGUCGCACUGGGCAUCACCACAGUUUUAACGAUGACCACCCAGAGUUCAGGUUCCAGGGCAUCUCUGCCAAAGGUCUCCUAUGUCAAAGCGAUUGACAUCUGGAUGGCAGUGUGCCUUCUGUUCGUGUUUGCUGCCUUACUGGAAUACGCAGCAGUGAACUUUGUCUCCAGGCAACACAAGGAGUUCCUGCGGCUCCGAAGACGGCAGAAGAGGCAGAAUAAGGAAGAAGAUGCUACUCGUGAAAGUCGUUUUAAUUUCAGCGGUUAUGGGAUGGGUCACUGCCUCCAAGUGAAGGAUGGAACAGCUGUCAAGACCACACCUGCCAACCCGAUCCCACAACCCCCAAAAGAUGCAGAUUCCAUCAAGAAGAAGUUUGUGGACCGGGCAAAAAGAAUUGACACGAUAUCUCGAGCUGCCUUCCCACUGGCCUUCCUCAUUUUCAACAUCUUUUACUGGAUCACAUACAAGAUUAUUCGGCAUGAAGAUGUCCACAAGAAAUAG
Messenger RNA from Myotis daubentonii (Daubenton's bat), 1712 nucleotides. RefSeq names its product glycine receptor alpha 2 (gene GLRA2). Gene Ontology annotation, cellular component: plasma membrane; postsynaptic membrane. Gene Ontology annotation, molecular function: glycine binding; transmembrane signaling receptor activity; extracellularly glycine-gated chloride channel activity. NCBI's taxonomy places the organism in Eukaryota, Metazoa, Chordata, Mammalia, Chiroptera, Vespertilionidae. The record is from RefSeq and is a predicted model, not a curated record. Gene Ontology annotation, biological process: chloride transport; monoatomic ion transmembrane transport.